Molecule: messenger RNA, 1701 nt
Organism: Cajanus cajan (pigeon pea)
Lineage: Eukaryota; Viridiplantae; Streptophyta; Magnoliopsida; Fabales; Fabaceae
Product: U-box domain-containing protein 45
Molecular function (GO): protein binding
Source: RefSeq, a predicted model, not a curated record
AAAGAAAGAAAGAAAGAAAGUGUCUCAACCAACAACUACCCUCUCUCUCUCUAUAUAUACCAACACAGUACAACAAUAACACUGUUGUGUUGUGUUGUGUUGUGAGUUAUAACUGUUGCUUAACGCAAUCAACUCUCUCUCUCUUUCUCUUUGUGAUGGAGGAGGCGGUGGCCGUACGGCGAGCCUUGGAGCUGCUCAACCAGAACGACCCCGUUUUGAGGGUGGAAGCCGCCAGGGACAUACGCCGCCUCACCAAGACCUCCCACCGCUGCCGCCGCCACCUCCGACAUGCCGUGCCGCCACUCGUCUCCAUGCUCCGAGUCGACUCGCCCGAGUUCCACGAACCCGCGCUUCUCGCUCUGCUUAACCUCGCCGUCAAAGACGAAAAGAACAAAAUUAACAUUGUGGAAGCCGGUGCAUUGGAGCCGAUAGUUAGUUUCCUCACAUCACAAAAUCCAAAUCUGCAGGAGUAUGCAACUGCAUCAUUGCUCACUCUAUCAGCCUCUCCAACCAACAAACCAAUCAUCAGUGAUUGUGGCACCAUUCCUCUUCUUGUGAAUAUUCUCAGAGAUGGAACCCCACAAGCUAAAGCCGAUGCUGUAAUGGCUCUGUCCAAUUUGUCAACACACCCUGAUAACCUCAGCAUCAUCCUUAAAACAAAUGCAAUGCCAUGUAUAGUCGACCUUCUCAAAACUUGUAGAAAGUCCUCAAAAAUAGCUGUAAAAUGUUCUGCUUUGAUAGAAUCCUUGGUGGGGUAUGAGGAGGGAAGAAUUGCCUUAACAUGUGAAGACGGUGGGGUUCUUGCAGUUGUGGAGGUUCUUGAAAAUGGUUCCCCCCAAAGUAGGGAACAUGCUGUUGGAGCCCUUCUUAUAAUGUGCCAGAGUGAUAGAUGUAAAUAUAGGGAACCAAUUCUCAGAGAAGGUGUUAUUCCUGGACUUCUAGAGCUUACAGUUCAAGGGACCGCUAAGUCUCAGCCAAAGGCACGUACCCUUUUGCAGUUACUAAGAGAGUCUCCAUAUUCAAGACCUGAAGUUGAACCUGACACUCUUGAGAACAUAGUGUGUGACAUCAUAUCUCAGAUUGAUGGUGAUGAUCAAUCUGGUAAAGCAAAGAAGAUGCUAGCUGAGAUGGUCCAAGUCAGCAUGGAGCAGAGUUUGAGACAUUUACAACAAAGGGCUCUUGUAUGUACCCCUAGUGAUAUCCCUAUUACAAAUUGUGCUUCUCAAGUUUCUUCUAAAUAAUACUUGGGGCUCUUCUACUUUGUAUCUAUCUUUCUCUUUCCACUUGGAACUAGCAAGAUAAAUUUUCUGUUACAUAAGAAAGAAAGAAAACUGAAAAGGAAAAUAACAUAGUAAAAAAAUGCCAGUCCAGGCCAUCAUGGAGGUAUCGAGUGACUGGUAAUUGUCAAUAAAAUGAUGUUGUAAAAUGAUAAGAGAAUGAAUUUCUAGUUGAUUUGUAAAGGAAUUGUUGUUGUAUAAAAUAAUUUACAGAAGUAGUAAGGAUCUUAUCAAUUCUUCUUCCUCCUCCUCUGUGCAAUUGCGUAGUGAGAAAGAAAUUGUACAUAGUACAUCUUGAUAGGACUUUUUCUUUAUGAAGUUUGGUAUUUUAGAUCUCAGAGAAGGACCCUUUAAUGCUACUUUCAUCAGUACAAGAAUUUUUCUAUUUGGGCGACAAUAAUGUAAUACCUUUUUUUUAUGGCAA